AUGGAUUUGAGUUGGCUGAGCGCUAUUCUAGUUGGGGCGGGUUGCCUUGCUAUGGGCUACUUCGUGGGGACCUCUAACCCUGGUACGAAUUUUCUCUCAACCAGAUCAAUUAAAGACACUACUGCACUUGUCAGUACUAGAACGAACAAGAAGAAGGAUAAUCCCAAAGACCCUUUUGAGAUUGAAAACCUAGUUGACAAUUUUGAAGAUUUCAAGAUGAUUUUGGUGGUGAGAAAUGAUCUAAAGAUGGGUAAAGGGAAAAUUGCCGCCCAAUGCAGUCAUGCAACUUUGGGCCUCUAUAAGAAGCUACUCCGCCGAGCACCAAAAGCCCUGAACAGAUGGGAGAUGUGUGCACAGCCUAAAGUGGUUGUGAAAAUUGAGAGCGAGGAGGAUAUGCUCAUGUUGCAGGAGAAGGCAAAAUCAGUCAAGCUCCCAACCCAUAUUACUAUUGAUGCCGGGAGAACUCAGAUUGCACCAAAUUCAAGGACAGUGAUGGCUAUUCUUGGACCUGUCGAAACAGUUGAUAAAGUAACUGGUGGACUGAAACUGUUGUAGCUUUGCUGAGGUGAAAUGGGCUUGGUUGGGUGAUUUUGAAGGCUAGCUAUCUAUGAGUGAAGACACAUGUAAGGAUAUAUACAGAUAGAUAGAUAGAUAUUCUUAAAUUGAAACAAACACAUUGAUCCAUUUUCAUGGACAUCUUCAGUUUGGGACAUUAUUCACGUCUUGUUAUUACCAAUUAGCAAACAUGAGUUUUAAUCUUAAUUGAGUAGUUUGGGUUGUGUACAUGCAACACUUUAAGGUGUCUAACACCGACAUUUUACGUUUAUUUUAAGGUGUUUAAUGCAGUAUUUGGUGACA
Messenger RNA from Cannabis sativa, 858 nucleotides. RefSeq lists its product as uncharacterized. The coding region runs from base 1 to 555 and encodes 184 amino acids. Gene Ontology annotation, molecular function: peptidyl-tRNA hydrolase activity. Lineage: Eukaryota; Viridiplantae; Streptophyta; Magnoliopsida; Rosales; Cannabaceae. The record is from RefSeq and is a predicted model, not a curated record. Gene Ontology annotation, cellular component: cytosol; mitochondrion. The transcript is spliced from 7 exons.